GUCCAUAUCCUUCCAAGACAACAUAUAUAAUAAGAUCACGAAACAAUCCCCCACUACCCAAUUACUUCCUCUCUUUCAGCGGGAUGAGAGGGACGACACGCGCGUGCGUACACAAUGCCCCCGAAUAGCUUACCCCUGCACCCUGCACCUGCACUCACCCACUCCGUACUUUAUAGCCACACUCGCUGCAAAACUUGAUGCACAGAGGAAGCCAAGCAAGCAACAACAAUGACGCCAGAAAUCACCAGCCAAACACAUUCGCCUAACUGCCGCUUUUACACCGUCAGCUUCUUCGGCAGUCCCAUUUCCGUCACCGUCACUUCUUCUGCUUCCGUCGUGCGGAAAUGGCUCAGCACUACUAUUUUCCACCGCCGGCACUACGUCGGACGCCUUGUUGUCUGCGUCGGCGUGCAGUGGAAUCCAUUUAAAAGCGACUGCCUUAGUGCCGACACUCUUCAACUCUGCGUAGGCGGGCAUUGCUUAAUCUUCAAGCUGUCUUUAGCGACGAGGGUUCCGCGGCUUCUUCGGCGCUUUCUACUGGACACGAGGAACACGCUUGUUGGGUUAUGGAAUGGCUCUGAUGAGAAAAUGCUGCGCAACUGUGAUCAUGGGUUGCUGGUCCAUAGGCUAGUGGAUUUAAGGAGGUAUGUGGAGAAUGAGGAUGGAAAGAGUCUCAGUAACGCUUCAGUGGAGAAUAUUGUAGAGGAGUGUUUGGGGUAUGAAGGAUUUAGAUUGGAGAAGGAUAUAAGUAUGAGUGAUUGGGAUGAUGUGGUUCUUUCUAAUGAUCAGGUUUUGCAGGCUAGUGUUGAUGCUCAUGUUGCUUUUAGGAUUGGCAAGGAAUUGCGUGGUUGGGAGCUGUGAAGCAGAGAAAAAAAGAGGAGAAGAGAAGGUUUUUUGGGUUUUAUUUAUGCAGACAUGACCAUGGAGCCUUCUUUUUAUUUUUUGCCUUUACUGUUUUGGGAAUGUUGAUUUUGGUGUAGUUAUGGAGGAAGGUUCAGCCAUUUUGGAGAUGUAAGUAACUAAGUAAAAUGGGUGAUUUUGAGAAUCCAUUUAGAUAGAGCUCUAGUUUCUUUUAACUGAAAUUUUCAUCUCUGGAUUCUGAUUAGGGCUGUAUAUAACUCGGUUUUGAUUAUGAGUUUUAAUGCUAAUGUUUGUUUAUAUAUAGUUA
Ricinus communis (castor bean) is the source of this 1168-nucleotide messenger RNA. RefSeq lists its product as uncharacterized. NCBI's taxonomy places the organism in Eukaryota, Viridiplantae, Streptophyta, Magnoliopsida, Malpighiales, Euphorbiaceae. Gene Ontology annotation, molecular function: 3'-5' exonuclease activity; nucleic acid binding. The transcript has a single exon. Gene Ontology annotation, biological process: nucleobase-containing compound metabolic process. Gene Ontology annotation, cellular component: cytoplasm; nucleus. The record is from RefSeq and is a predicted model, not a curated record. The coding region runs from base 229 to 861 and encodes 210 amino acids.